GAAAACUCCAUACGAAUCUCAGUGCUCUCCAAAUUAUAGUUUCUUUCUUUGAAGAAAUUUGUUAUAGUGUCAUCACACAUGCAUAUAUAAAUAUAGGAAGCCCAGAGCCCAAGGAAGUACACAAAGACAAAGAAGAGAGGGAGAGAGAGAGAGAGAGAGAGACGUCCGGCCGAGACCUCUCUCUGAGCUAAUAGUUAGUUCACUACUGAUCUCUCAGUGAUCUCUUCUGAUAUAAUUGUUUAUAGUUUAGUUGUCUUGUGAUUAAAGUAGCUAGGUGGGGGUGGUGAUAAUCAUCAAUUGAUGGAUCAUCAAUCUGAAGAUGUUCUAUCAGCUCCUUCAACACCUAUGACACCAGGCACUCCUGGGGCUCCUCUCUACGGUGGGUUCAAGCAACAACCUAGUUCCAAUAAUCUUCUUAAUCCCAGGAAACCAUCCCUUCUCAACAGCUGCAAGUGUUUCACUGUUGAAGCUUGGUCCAUGGAAGAAGGUGCCUUGCCUUCUGUCUCCUGUGCAUUGCCUUCUCCUCCUGUUUCUCUUGCAAGAAAGGUGGGGGCAGAGUUCGUAGGCACCCUCAUCUUGAUAUUUGCAGCCACAGCCACAGCCAUUGUGAACCAGAAGACGCAGGGCUCUGAAACCCUUAUAGGCCUUGCCGCCUCCACCGGCCUCGCCGCCAUGACCGUCAUCCUCUCCACCGGCCACAUCUCCGGCGCUCACCUCAACCCCGCCGUCACCAUUGCCUUUGCCGCCCUCAAACACUUCCCAUGGAAACACGUGCCAGCCUACAUUGGAGCGCAAGUGGUGGCAUCUCUAUGCGCAGCAUUUGCGCUGGAGGGAAUCUUCCACCCGAUAAUGGGUGGUGGAGUGACAGUCCCGGCGGGCGGCCACCUGCAGGCGUUUGCUUUGGAGUUCAUCAUCAGCUUCAACCUCAUGUUCGUUGUCACUGCUGUGGCCACCGACACCAGAGCUGUGGGAGAACUGGCAGGAAUUGCAGUGGGAGCAACUGUCAUGCUCAACAUACUCAUCGCGGGGGAGACCACGGGAGCUUCGAUGAACCCUGUGAGAACUCUGGGACCAGCCGUAGCUGCAAACAACUUCGAAGCCAUAUGGGUCUACCUCACUGCUCCCAUCCUCGGGGCACUGGCAGGGGCUGGUGUUUAUACCGCCGUGAAGCUGCCUGAGGAAGACAGCAACAGUCAUGACAAGCCCUCAAGUUCACUCAGUUUCAGAAGAUGAUCAGUUCGCAACAUCAUCGAUUCUGCAUUAAUAAGUUCAGAUGUCCGGUUAAGAUAUGAAAAUGUGAAUGAAUAAAGUACAAGUCAACAAGGGCAGAGGCAAAUCCAGAAUGGAGGUCAGUGUAGAUGCAUAUAGUAUAAGAAUAAAACUAAAAACAUGUCACCUUUGUAUUUAUCAAACAUACAUAUCAUGGUUGAGGUUUAAAUGCUUGAGGGGAUGAAAAUAGAAAAGAAAAAAGAAAAAACUAAUAUGAAGAUUGGUGGUUAGUCACAGCCUGGGAGCAGAUUUCAGAACUGGAUGAAAUUAGUCAGUGUUGGAUCAUAUCGGGGAUCUUAAUGUAGAAUAUUUUUAUUUAUUUCCUUUCUGUGGUCAUGUAACAUAUCCUGUACUAUGUGAUGAAUUAGUGAACGGGUCACCUAUUUACAAUGAAUGUAGCUGCAGUUUCCUCC
Molecule: messenger RNA, 1682 nt
Organism: Diospyros lotus (date-plum)
Lineage: Eukaryota; Viridiplantae; Streptophyta; Magnoliopsida; Ericales; Ebenaceae
Product: aquaporin NIP6-1
Exons: 5
Coding region: 301-1233 (310 amino acids)
Biological process (GO): transmembrane transport
Cellular component (GO): membrane
Molecular function (GO): channel activity
Source: RefSeq, a predicted model, not a curated record